AUGGCUCCUGAAGGCUACAAACCCGUCUUCGCCUUCAGAUUCUGCCCGCCUGCAGGGAUUUUGUUCCAGCUUGCCGUCUACAUUUUCGACAUGGCGAACGACAUGGUCCAGAUCGUCACCUUUGUACUGCAUCGAGAUUUCUGGUUCGCAGGCUUCAUGUGCAUCUUCGUGGUCUUCAGCUUUUUGUUCACGGUCGUGUGGAUGCAGAAGGUGAGCGCCUUGCAGCGCUUCGACCCCCUGACCGAGGCCCGGCUCUGCUUGGCCCGGGGGGUGACGACCACGGCUUGGGAGGGGAUGCUCGCGAUGGAACGGGUCAUCGAAGCCCCGAGCACCGGGCUGAUCGGCCCAUACGGCGCCUCCCUACUUCAGCUCACGCCGCUGCAGGCAGCCAGCUGCCUCUAUGGGCUCUACUCGUCAGCCAAGGCCAUGGCCGAGGGCCGGCUGCAGGAGGAGGUACGCCAGGGCGCGGAGGCAGGUGCAGCGGCCUUGAGGGCCGUCAGACCUGUGAAGGCGGCCAUGCUCACCGCCUGGUACUUCGGCGCCUUUGCCGCAGAGCUGGCUGGCUUCGCCGUGGCGAGCGCCACCCUUCACCCGGUCCUCACCAUGCCGGCGUACCUCCUCGGCGCAGUGGCGAACGCCGCAGCCGCGUGGUGGGGCGGAUCGGCGAAGUUUCGCGAGGCUGUUGCCGGCUCUUGCCUCAUGGUUGCCUUUGCCAUGGCAGGCUUGCAGACCAAAAGCUUCCUCAAGAAUGACGAGGCAAGAGCACCUGGAGGCCCCGGCUCCAUCCCAGCGAUUGGGAUUUUGAUCCGCUUCAUCUCCUGGACGGCCUUAUGCCUCGUGGACCUUCCCCACGGCCUUCUUCCCCUGGGCUCGCUAGGACGGCCCAUGGGCCUCCCGGUGCUCCGGGAAAAAUUCCUGGAGCCGGCCGCAGCUUCUUGGGAAGCUGUAGCCUGUUUCACUUCCAAUUUCUGGAUCUCUGUCGAACCGGAGGCCAAUGCGACCUCCAUGUCUUUGACCGAAGAGGUGGGGUUUGGCGACUGCGGCUGGCCGACAAGCGGCCAGCUGAGCAGUGCCUCCACCAUUUUCAACAGCUGCUUGUUGUUAUUCGUGGUGGUUCUUCUCCCACUCCAUAUGUGUAUCGUUGUCGGAAUGCUGCUGUUUAAUCCCAUCUAUGCCUGUGGAGCCGAGAACCCCAGCCUAAAAGAGGAGGUUGAAGCCAAGCAACGUGAAAUCGAAGAUUUCGCGGAGCGGAACGAGCAAGCUGCGGGACAGCACGAGCAGCUGAGCCUGCUUCCGAAUUAG
Molecule: messenger RNA, 1302 nt
Organism: Symbiodinium necroappetens
Lineage: Eukaryota; Dinophyceae; Suessiales; Symbiodiniaceae
Source: the annotation of a GenBank genome assembly